This is a messenger RNA of Cladocopium goreaui, 1449 nucleotides long. The record is from the annotation of a GenBank genome assembly. NCBI's taxonomy places the organism in Eukaryota, Dinophyceae, Suessiales, Symbiodiniaceae.
CCAAACGUGGUGAAUGGAAAGAAGCGAGAUACCUCAUGAAAGGUAUUUGGCGACGACGCCACUUGCGACUGCCCUUGGGACGGAUGAUGUGGAACAACAUGAUCAAGGCGCAUGCGAAUGCCAAGCGACCACUGGCGGCUGAGAGCUGGCUGGAGGACAUGCUUGGACGUGUGUUUCAACCUGAUAUAGCCAGCUACAACAGCCUCCUGAAGUGCUACGGUCAAAGAGGUGACUUCUUGAUGAUAGAGAAGUGGAUGCGCAGGAUGAAAGCGCGCGGCGUUGCUCCAGAUAUGUACAGUUAUGGUGCCUUGGUGCAGAGCUACGUGAAGGCGAAGGAUGUCCAAGGAGCAGAAAAGGCGCUGGAUGCCAUGACAAGCUCCAGCUGCACAGUGGUUCCCAGCAACACCUUCGCGUACAACACGCUGAUGAAGCACUACGCCUCUGAGGGAGAGGCUUUGAACGUUGAGAAUCUCUUCGAUCGAAUGAAGGCAUCAGAUGUGGUUCCAGAUGCCACCAGCUAUCUGCAGAUGAUUCGUGCACACGUCAGAGAUCCUGAAGGUGCAGCAGAAUGGUUGAAACGGAUGGAAGAGAAGGGCUUAGAGCCUGCGGCCACACACUUUUAUGCUGUGAUGUCCAGCCACGCCAAGCUUGGAGAUCUGGAGGGAACCGAAGCAUGGUUCCGUGUGAUGAUGGAUGCGGGCUUCAGACCUGAGGUCGUAGGCUUCAAUAUCUUGAUGUCCGCAGCUGCUGGAAAUGGCGACACUGAAGGAGCUGAAGGUGUUCUUGUGCGAAUGGAAGAUCUGGAACUCACACCAGAUGUGGUGACCAUUGGCACCAUGCUGAGCGCUUUUGCCAAGGUGGGCAAUGCCACAGGUGCUACAAGCUGGUUGAUUCGCGCGGAACAGGCAGGUCUGGAGCCAGAUUUGAACUGCUACAAUCAGGUGAUCAAGGCAUGCGGCCAGGCGGGCGACGCCGACCUUGCGGAACGCAUGGCGCGGCGGCUGCUGCGGAACCGCCUCACGCCUGAUGUCUACACCUACAACAUGCUGCUGAACGCGUUGGCCCGCGGCGGCCUCGCCGACGCAGCCGAGUUCUGGGUGGAUCACAUGCAACGUGCCGCCAGAUGGAGACAUCAUGAUUUCCCCUUGGAUCAAGUUGCGGUGAGCUACUCUGAGGUUCUCUUAGCCCACGUGAAUGCCAAUGAUCUGCCUGCAGCGGAGAACUGGCUUGAGCAAAUGCUCGGUGAGGGCAUUGAACCACAAGCAAGAUGUUACACCGCGCUGGUGAAGUCCUACACAGAACUGGGAGACUUGGAGCAGGCAGGCAAAUGGCUUGGAAGAAUGACUUCCUGGUCGAACCAUGCCGUGCCCCAAAAUCUGUUGGAUUCGGUAGAGACGAAGAGGUUAGCCGCUGUCAGCUGAACUGGUUGAAAUGUGUGCGGUCUGAAAA